AUUUUGCGCCUACACGCACACACAUCGAUCGGGCCGUGAGCGCGACUACCAGAUUGUAUCGGAAUGCUGGUGGUGAUUGCUUGCCGCCUGCAUGCCGACUUAGCACAUUGCCAGUUUCACCGAGUCAUACACAGUGCGAGCACGAGGCUUCGGGAGUGAACGGACGAAUCUUAAAUCAGCAUCGAUUGAUCGGUCAAUCGCGUGUUUCUUUAACACAAUUAAUUGUCAUUUGACAGUGCCAUAGUUAGAUAGUGUGUGGUGUGUGGAAUUUCAUAUCAUGCGUAAAUGAUCGACGCAUGGUGAUAGUUUAUCCGUACAACGCUUCCAUUAGUUUUGUGUUUCUAGCCAAAAACCGGUGUUGAUUCUCGUCAUAAUGUUGUGGAAUUAGCAUAAAUUCAGUGAAAGAAAAGCGUACUAGUGCUUACUGUCACUGUACUCUUGAGCUGAUGAUAAUCUAUAAAAAAAAAGUGUAUUCAGUGUAUCGCUGCGUUUUAAGGUAACUGAUAGCAGCGCAACGGAACGUAAUUAACCACUUUUGUGAUUAAUUGUACGUACAUACUCCUUACACAUAUUUUAUCUCGAAGUUAUUUUGUGACGUUUCACUAAACUACACCAGUUACAACAAAGAAAACCCAACAAUGCAUUAUAAAGUGCAGAAUAUGCUUCAAAAUUUGCUAAAAGCACCUGUCCCCAUCCGUAUGAAUUAUAAAUUUGUGUAAUUCGGCAUGUUUUGGACGCACCAUCUAGGGAGUGUUUGAGACGAAAGUGCCGCUAGAUCGCUUGUUUAACAAACGUUUCAAAACUAGUGCGUGUAAUUGUUCAUUCUACAUGGGGUCCAUAUUAUCACAGUGGAAAAGAAAGAAGAAAAACAUCCCCAAGUGAUAGCGUGUCGUUUGAGCUCAAUUAGAAAGAUCGAGAAAAAAAGUGAACCAAAUCUGUUCUUGAUACAAGCUGCCAGUACUGCAUGAAUAGCGAUACAACCAAUUCACAAUGCCAGAGAAAGAAACUUUCCACGAGCAUAUGCAAGUGCACCCAUUCCACCAUCCAGGUCAUUCUCUGGCAGCUCAUCAUGCGCACCAUCACCCACAGGCAGGAUUGGCAGCGCACGGGUUAAGCGCAGCAGCUGCCGCAGCAGCAGCAGCAGCCGCAGCAGCGGCAGCGGUAACCAGCAACGGUGCAGGACCCGCCGGAAGUGGUGCGUACGGACCGCUGCAAAUCCCGUCGGCAUUUGUAGCAUUCCACACUCAACUGCCUGCAGCAGCUGGGCUCGAUCAGCGAGCUGCUCAUGAUGGUCGCUACCUAUGGGAUCCUACAGCACCUCCUUCUACCCCAUCGUUUCAUCACGCCCACCAUACCGCACCUCAUGGCUUGGCAAGUAAUGCAAAUUUUGCAGAACUACAGUUUUUAAGCGCACGUCGUGCGGCCGUCGCUGCGGCCGUGGCUAGCGUCGAAGUUGCACAAGGUAGCGGAACAGUAUUAUCUCCACAUCCGCCUGCCCCAGCAACUGUAGUUCCGUUAACCAUUUCGCCUCCGGCUACUUCUGGUGCUUCAUUAAAAGGAAAUGGUGAGAGAUCUUGCAGUGCCGGUACAAUUCCAAUCGGCAACGGAAAUUCACCGACAGCAGCAGGUACAGGCACAUCCAGUCCAGGACUACCUACGCCAAACGGCACCACUGGAACGACCGUGGGUCCUUCUGCUGGACAGACCAACAUCCACUCCGUACCAGUACCACAUCCAAGCGAUUUUCAUCCUGCCUAUAGAAUACCUGGCUACAUGGAACACCUGUACUCGUUGCAACACGCUUCGGCGUCUCUACACGGUCUUGGAUUGACAUCGGAGUACAUCAAUGCUAGGAACGCAAUCGCCGAUCUACAUCCAGCCAACUCCCUAGCCAGUGCGGAUUUUCAUUUCAGCAUCGAUGCAGCUAGUCGACUCAACAGUCCUCGCCCGGGCAGCAUACGAGCUAGUGUUAGCCGGAAGCGAGCCCUUUCGUCAUCGCCAUACUCGGAUUCAUUCGACAUUAGUUCUAUGAUACGAUACUCUCCAAACUCUUUAGCAUCUCUGGUGAACGCCUCUCGAAGCAGUAGUACAAGUGGUUCCUAUGGUCAUCUAUCGGCCAGUGCGCUCAGUCCAGCACUUGGUAUGCACAACGCAAUGCCACCACACCUUCAACAUCUCCUACGGAGUAGUGGAUUUCUUCAUUCACUCCCUGGUCACCAUACGCCAGCAGCUAGUAUGUUUUCAUUAUCUCACCAUCCUCUUCAUGCAGGACAUUCGUUGACCAAACCACAGCAAAUUUCCGACCUGUCAAGUAAAAGACAGGAGCAACCAACAUCUAGCUCACAAGUUACACGUGUCGAAGCUGAUAGUGCUAGUAACGCCCAACAAAAGAAAAUCCGUGUUAAACGUGAAGCUCCACAAGUAUAUUCACAUAAACCAAAUACACAAGAAGAUUGUUCGGACAUAAUUACAUCAAACCAUCUUCCAAGCCCUACAUCGACACAAGGACCAACCAACGGAACUAUUUCGACAACCUCUACUACUAAAAAUGGGGGACUUAAUCUAAGCCCUAUGCAACGCGAUUUGAAUAACGGAAUCCAGGGAGCAGAGUGCAAUGUCGCCAACAUUGGCAGUGCAAUGGACGUUAGUUCUAAUGGCAAUGCAAGUGGCGAUGGUGGACUUUAUGGAGAGGACAAUAGUUGUCGUGAUGGUACUCGAGCGGAUACCACUGACCCAAAAGAUGAACCAGGCGAUUUCAUAGAGACGAAUUGCCAUUGGCGUGAGUGUUCUUUGGAGUUCAAUACACAAGACGAGCUAGUUAAGCAUAUUAACAACGAUCAUAUUCACGCAAACAAAAAAUCAUUCGUAUGUCGCUGGGAAGAUUGUUCGCGUGAUGAAAAACCGUUUAAAGCACAAUACAUGCUUGUCGUACAUAUGCGUCGCCAUACGGGAGAAAAACCACACAAGUGUACGUUUGAAGGGUGCUGCAAAGCGUAUUCAAGACUGGAAAAUCUUAAGACUCACCUUCGCUCACAUACUGGUGAAAAGCCAUACACCUGCGAAUAUCCCGGAUGCAGCAAAGCAUUCAGCAACGCAUCUGAUCGUGCGAAACAUCAAAAUCGAACGCACAGUAAUGAGAAACCAUAUGUGUGCAAAGCCCCUGGAUGCACCAAAAGAUACACGGAUCCCAGUUCGUUGCGUAAACAUGUAAAAACUGUCCAUGGCGCUGAAUUUUAUGCAAACAAAAAGCACAAAGGAAACAAUUACGGUGGUGGUAGCAAUGGUGGCGAUGGUCCAGGGGAGGAUGGUGAAGGAUCUAACCACAUGUUCGACAGUAGUCCGCACAGCGAAGACAAAACAACGAGCAUGAGCAGUCCCAGCAUCAAGUCAGAAUCGGAUGCAAAUUCUCCCAGUCAUCCACCAAUUAACAGUCCGAUGUCACUAUCGGCACUUACUGCCGGACUCGGUGAAGACUAUCACGACGGGAAUAAUAUGCCACUGGGUAGUAUCGUUGGAAUAGAUGAUCCCGUUUGGCCGUAUGUCGAUGAAGAUCUAGAAGUGGCUGAUCUGCCGUAUGUACUCCGUGAAAUGGUUGAUCUUGGAGGCCCUACAGGAACAGCGGCAAUAUCGACUCGUAAUAAUACAAGGAGUCGAUUUAGAACCCGAAUCAACAACAAAGGUACUUUGCUGAGCAGCAGUCCAUUGUCAAACAUUCCGGAAAUUAACAGUCAAAACACGCAAAAUUACGGACUAGGAGACCUGAACAAAAAGAUAACUGAUCUCAAGAUGGAACCAGGUGUGACGCCUCCUCCACAGCCCGGGUCACUUCCUUCAGCAACAGUUGGCAAGAGCGGACAGACCGAUCAAAUGCGUCCACUCUUGCAUCCAACAUCCACAUCUACGACCAUGAUGAUGAUGAAUGCAUAUCUAAAUCCCGCUGCGGCGUUGAACAGGCGGGAUAGCAAUAACAGUACAACGAGUAGCUCAUAUUACAGCAUGCGGUCGGCCGACAUUAGCCGUCGCAGUAGCCAAACAUCCCAGCAAAGCACUAAUUCUACUAUGCGGCCAAGCUACUAUAAUUCCUCUUCAUUAUAUGAUCCUAUCUCACCUGGUAGUUCGCGUCGUUCAAGUUCCAUGUCAACUACUACAACUGGGGGGCAAAGUUUACCUCCUCCACCUUCUUCUCAUCUAAUUUCAACACACCUGCAGCGGUUUGGUGCUAACAGUCAGUUGAUUGGAUCGAUAAGUUCUGGAGGAGGACCAACUAAUAGCAAUGGCAGUGGAGCCCGACAUUCGAUACCGAACAAUUUGACUAAUAAUUGUAUGGGAUUUUAUGGUCAUCAGCAAAACGUUACAGCUCAAACCGAUCGGCGUAUGUCAGAGCCUGUUGCUAGUGGAUCGAACAUAAUGGCUGCGCCAUCAAUGGCUGGUCGAUUAGGGUCUCAGUAUUUAAACCGUCGGAUGGGUUCUGUGAAUAAUGCAACAAUUCGAGGCCCACAAAACUCAAACAUCACUAAUGCAACGAAUUGUACGGUAACGUCUGCAGUACCAUCAACAUCAAAUAACAAGCCUCUGAUGUCUACAGCUACAAGUAAAUUGCAUCCUAAUCAGGAAGUAGUGUUGGACGAAGUAGAGGAAGGAGAAAUGGUAGAAAAUAAGCUUGUUAUACCAGAUGACAUGUUGCAGUAUCUCAACCAAGUUGCCGAUAUGGCUGGAGAAACUGUAUCAUCAAAUAUAAAUAAUCUAACCAACCAAAUUAAUUCGUCAGCUAGCGUGCUUGCUAGUCCUAGUGGAAGCUCUUGGACAAAUCCUCCGCAUGAAAAUGGAAUGCGGAGUAUUAACAACCAUCCAAUAGAACCAUUAGAAUCUGCCUCUAACUUGGCUGCAAACUUUAUGCAACCACGAACUACAACAACGAACAUUCUAAUGAGUCCACAAUCCCAGUACAGUAACGAUGAGUCCAGUGUCAUUAGCAACAUAAUGUCACCACAAACUCCUCAACCCCAAAUGCUGUCGCCGAUGGUGCCUGAUAAUGCAGUAGUACUAUCCACAAAUAAUUUCACGGUACCACCUUCGUCUAAUGUGCCACAGCAACUACAAUCACAGCUGAGCAUAUCACACACUCCACAUACACCACCAGUACAAUGUCAAACCUUGCACAAUGAAAUCCAGAAUUUCGGAAAUGAUAAUAACAACUUCCAUGUGAUUAACGGAGCUAAUUGUUACAUCCCACAACAUCAGCAACAACAUCAGCAACAGCAACAGCAACAGCAACAGCAACAGCAACAGCAACAGCAACAGCAACAGCAACAGCAACAGCAACAGCAACAGCAACAGCAACAGCAACAGCAACAGCAACAGCAACAGCAACAGCAACAGCAACAGCAACAGCAACAGCAACAGCAACAGCAACAGCAACAGCAACAGCAACAGCAACAGCAACAGCAACAGCAACAGCAACAGCAACAGCAACAGCAACAGCAACAGCCACAGCCACAGCCACAGCCACAGCCACAGCCACAGCAACAGCAACAGCAACAGCCACAGCCACAGCCACAGCCACAGCCACAGCCACAGCCACAGCCACAGCAACAGCAACAGCAACAGCAACAGCAACAGCAACAGCAACAGCAACAGCAACAGCAACAGCAACAGCAACAGCAACAGCAACAGCAACAACCUCAGCAGCAACAGCAUCAGCAUAUGCAUCCCCUACAACAGCCCCAGCAACAUCAACAAAAACAAACUUCGCUUGGGCGAAAUCGUCCAAUUGCAUGUUCUAAUUUGAUAGGAUAUUAUCACCGAACAGAUCAAAGUGCACAUCAUUGUUGCUUGGCUAUGAUGAUGCAAGGAUCGCUUCACAUUAAUCAACCAACCAAUGGUGCACCUAACCAACCGAAUAGCAGUGGUCAGAUUCAAUCGCAAUCGCAAAUGAAUCAAUAUAAGAAUCCUUUCAGUCUUAACCUCGCCAGUUUCAAUACGGAUGACAGCUCCGUUCAAAAUACUGUAGUUGGUGAUCCAACUUCGAACAUUGAGAUACAAUGUGGGGACAUCAGUCAGUCCCAGAUGUCGCCCGCGAUCGUAGCGAUGGCACCGUCAAGGAAUAAUCCUUCAUUGACCAUUGAAAAUCAGCAACAAGUCUUAGAUAUAGACACAGCACCUCAAAUACGCCAGCAGCCAAUGGAAAGUAGCCUUCAAACACCUCCAUUGCCAUCUACACCGACUGGUUUUGGACAAUCAACCGCAGGUCCUCAGCCAGCACCAUUACCGAUGUCUCUUACCGCCGAUAACGGAAUAUCGAUCGGACAAACUGAUCAAGGAAGUGCCAUGGGUUCAGAUACAUAUCAAAGAACCCUAGAAUAUGUUCAAAAUUGUCAAAAUUGGAAUGAAUCGGCGGACUUGGUCAGCAGUAGUACUCAUCCUUCGUCAAAUCUUGUCAUCAACGAUAUGAGUACAUCGUUGAGCUCCUAUUUUGAGGAAGAUCGGUAUCUACAAAUGAUUCAAUAGAUAUUAGUUUGUCAUUAACGA
Messenger RNA from Anopheles merus, 6528 nucleotides. RefSeq names its product transcriptional activator cubitus interruptus-like. NCBI's taxonomy places the organism in Eukaryota, Metazoa, Arthropoda, Insecta, Diptera, Culicidae. Gene Ontology annotation, cellular component: nucleus. Gene Ontology annotation, biological process: regulation of transcription by RNA polymerase II. Gene Ontology annotation, molecular function: RNA polymerase II cis-regulatory region sequence-specific DNA binding; DNA-binding transcription factor activity, RNA polymerase II-specific. The coding region runs from base 991 to 6507 and encodes 1838 amino acids. The transcript is spliced from 6 exons. The record is from RefSeq and is a predicted model, not a curated record.